This is a messenger RNA of Diatraea saccharalis (sugarcane borer), 2493 nucleotides long. Lineage: Eukaryota; Metazoa; Arthropoda; Insecta; Lepidoptera; Crambidae. The record is from the annotation of a GenBank genome assembly.
AGGAAGUUGGUCGUCUGAUACCUACUAAGUCUGUGUUUAUGACCAUUUUAUGCACAAUUGCAGCAUAGAUAAUUAAUUUAAUUAAUCUCUAAUUUUAUACUAACAUUUUAUAAUACAGAUUAUGACUAAUAAAAGAAACUAUUGUGCUUUAUUAUAUUUGUUGUGUAUGUUUAUUUGCAGUGUAGAUUCAGCAGCAUAUGAUGUACAUUGGUUAGGAGGUUCCACUACAAUAGAUCGUGAUUUUCCAUCUUCUAAACAAACAGUGGAUAUUUACUGUUAUUCUGGUACUUCAAAAAGCUUGUUAACCCUUUGGCAAACUGUAAAAUUCCAUGUUAAGGUCAAGAAUAACGAGUUCAGUCAAUAUGUGGCUAGUACUCCUGAAGAGGUGUACAAAGAUUAUACUGAAGACAGCUACGGUUGGUCAUCAGUCAUCAGUCCGUUCCAGAGGAAAGCACAGAAAUCACUGUCUUUGGAAUUAUUUACUCCCACAUGCAUGGCCAUUAAUACUAAACAGAGAUAUAGUAUUGAACUACAAGUUAUAAGAGUGGACAUCUGGAGGGUUAUGCUAAUGUUUCUUGGCAUUGCCCUAAUUUAUUCUGCAAAGACAUUGAGUGGGAAUCCGCUAUUUUUCUAUCUUUGUGGCAUAUUAGUUGGAGUUUUUGCUUCUUUCAUGGUUUUAGUUUACUAUGUUAGUAAACUACUACCAAAGAAAACACUGACAUAUGGUAUUCUAAUCGGCGGAUGGACAGUAGGCGUCUACGUGUUUCAACAGAUUUGGGAUAAUGUUCGAGUGAUAAUCUCUUCAUACCAGACGUAUGUGUUUUGGUAUACUCUGGUAGCGAGCUUCAUCAGCUUUCUGGUGUGCUACCGGAUUGGUCCACCACGAAACGAGCGUAGCAAGAAUUUGGUCAUGUGGACUUUGCAGGCUGUUGGUGUUUUGAUGAUAUUCUUCAGCAGCCAUUAUCAAGAAGCGUCGGCCACUGUUAUAGUUAUGUCCCUGAGCGUCAAAUACUUUCCCGACUGGUUACUACACAAGAUACAAGGCUUUUGGCAUCGACGGUUUCCACCGAAACCUCGCCUGUUGUCGAGUGAAGAAUACUACGAGCAGGGUGCGAGAGAGACAAAGCGUGCUUUAGAAGAUCUGCGCAAACACUGCGCCAGCCCUGACUGUGCGCAGUGGCGAAUCAUGCUCAAACUCAACGACUCAAAAAGAUUCGCGAGUUUUGUUGAAGGCAACUCGCAUCUCAGCGACGAUGAGAUACUUGAUUACGAAUCCUACGCUUUCUCGUUGGAGUCGGCGAGGAAACCGGCCGCCAAUUCGACCAGGAACAAUAACAUGGAGAUAUCGGAUGAUGAUUCCUCAGACGAUGAUGAAAUAUAACUGAUUUCAUUGUCGUCUGAGGAAUUUGUCUUUAUGGAUGGUAUUUUUUAAAGAUUUUGAAUUCGUAUAUAGAAACGAGAAAAUGCUAUGUUUGCAGAUAGUUGUGAUUAUUUGUGAUAUAGUACACAGCACGUCAGGUUAUACAAAAAUAAAAAUAAAACAGUUCCAUUUUAAACCUUAAUACAUUGAGGGUAGAGUUCAAAAUAAUAUAUAUAUUGACUUUGUAUCAACCGCGCUUCGUAUAGAAUUUCCCUACCAACAAAGCUCUGUUUACGCUAGUGGUGUAGCGUGACGUGCGGCCGUGUGUAUUUUAAAAGCAAGACUUCUUAAUCAUUGUAAAACAUUUUGAACAAAGUUAAUGAUAUGAUUUGUGAUAUUGGUAUCUCUAAAUUUCAAUUUUUUAUUAGCUGUACUCUUUCAGUACUACUCAUUUAACUUUACCUAGCUAAGAUAUGGGUAAAUGUAAUACAAAAUACAGACUGAAUAGGUAUGGAAAGAAAACAUUACUUGUUAGUAAUAAUUUAAUAUUUUUUCACAUGUAAAUAACAUUUUUAUACUGUUCGCAUCAUUAAUACAUUCAUUUAAUCAUUAUAAAUAAGCACCAUUUAGUAAUUUUAUAAAAAACUAUCUCCUUACAUUUGUAAAUAAGUGCACUUACUAGUUUUAGUGACAUGUUAAUAUUAUUAAGUUCCUUAAUUAGUUGUCUGACCGCCUUUGAUGCAGUUACUAUUCUUUUGAAAUGCUAAAAAUCAGACUUGCAUAGUGAAAUAAGCUGUGAGAUUUUCAAUCAUCGCUCACACAGUAAUUAUAUAGGCAACUGUCUAGGGCAGCCAUUACGUAUGUUCUAAUUAUUUGAAAAUUAAAAAUACAGUACAGUAUAAAAAAAUACUGUAGUUCUUUGUAAACGAGAACAUGUCUGUGAUAUUAAAAAAAAGACCAGUAGUACCUAAGGAGUUUCUUUUGUCAUUAGCAAAAUUAAAAUCCUUAUUACCUACUUACAUUAGUCUUUUAUUUUGCUGUGAUUUUUUAUAGGCGUUGUUUUGAUUUCACUUAUUGUCGGCGGUCGGAUAACUCAAGUCAUUUUUUAUUUAAUACAAGAUUUGUUUGUUUCA